CUUAAAUCCAACUCAGAACUCGCCCCACCCUCUCUCUCUCUCUCUCUCUGUCCACCCUCCCUCCGCCGUCCUCCUCUCUUUCUCGCUCCUCUCUCUCUCUAGCUACCCCUAACUCCACAACCCGACGCCCGCCCCAACCCCAGAAUCACUCAACUCUUCGCCCCUCCCCUGGAUUUACGCCCAAGAGAGACUGAGCUUCGGCCAAUCGGGGACAUGGCCAGUUCGAUAACGAGCGCCGUCUACCUCCACGUCAUCGAAGACGUCAUCAACAAGGUCCGAGACGAGUUCGCACUCAGUGAUGGGCCCGACGAGACUGUCCUCGAAAUGCUUCAAAGAAAAUGGGUGUCCAAAAUGGUAGAAGCUGGUGCUGUAUUGGGUCCGAUCGAGAGGUCCUCAACAACGAAGCAGACUCCAGGAGGCUCUGUCGCGCCGGUUCAUGAUCUUAAUAUGCCGUAUGAAGGGACCGAGUACGAAACUCCCACAGCCGAUAUGCUCUUUCCCCCAACGCCAUUGCAGACUCCUUUUCAAACUCCGUUACCCGGAACAGCCCAAACACCUCUACCCGGAACUGCCCAAACACCUCUACCGGGUACUGCAGACAACUCAAUGUAUAAUUUUCCUGCCGAUGGCACUCCCAAUGACUAUUCUUCAGUACAUGAUUCUGGAGGUGUAUCUGAGACGAAAGAUGGGAUGCCUAGCCCAUACAUGCAACCGCCCUCUGCUUGGAUGAACCAAAGGACUCCUCUAAGUGUUGAUGUUAAUGUUGCUUAUGUGGAAGGGCGGGAAGACUUGGACAGGGGAACAUCUCAACAACCAAUGAUGCAGGACUUCUUCAUGUCUGCUGGCAAGCGGAAACGUGAUGAGUUUGCUUCGCGACACCAGAAUGGUGGAUACAUACCGCAGCGAGAUGGAGCUGGAGAUGCUUGGUCAGAUCAUUUUCAGGUAAAUCAAGGGGCCAAUACUGAGAGCAAUAUUAUCACUGCCGCGAAUCGGGUGGUGAUCACUCAGGGGGCGAGGUUGUCUUCAAGGAUUCCUCAGUCGGAUGGGCCAAUUCCUGAUCCUUAUGAUGAUGCGCUUUCUACACCUAAUAUAUACAAUUAUCAAGGAGUUGUCAAUGAAGACUACAAUAUAGUGAACACACCGGCACCAAACGAUCAAGCAGGUACUCCUGCUUUUGUCAUGAAGAAUGAUGUUGGAGAUGACGACGAUGACGAGCCCUUGAAUGAAGAUGAUGACGAUGAUGAGUUGGAUGAUCUGGACCAGGGAGAAGAGCUGAACACACAACAUUUAGUUUUGGCUCAGUUUGAUAAGGUUACGAGGACCAAGAGCAGGUGGAAAUGCACUUUGAAAGAUGGCAUUAUGCACAUAAACAACGAUGACACUCUCUUUAAUAAGGCAAAUGGAGAGUUUGAUUUCUGAUUGUGUUACAGAGAUCCCCUGACAAUUGCUGUCCGAGAGCAAAUCUAGACAUGUCACUGUGUGCUCUGUGAUGUUCUUUUCGCAUUUUUCCUUGAGUGGAAGAGGAGAAUUGUGAUUCUUGGUGCUUUUGAGAGGGGAUGAUGGGUCGGCUGGUGUCUGUAGAUAACGAAGCCAAUCUAUUUUGCCCUAAGUAGAUGGCUGCUGGAAUUUUUUCCCCAAUUUUUUUCUCUGGUGGAAUUUUAAUACCUAUACUCUAUACUUGGGGCCAGUAAUUUAUGUCGAACAGCAUCAGUGGUUUUUAUUCGUGUUAUAUUUUGUCGGGUUCGUUGGCUGUUCACUGUUCAGUUGGUCUCCAGUUCAGUGUGCUUUUAUGUUAUCGAUUAAAGAGUUGUAAAACAGAAAGGAAGAUAAGAUGUCUUGAAAAUGAGAAGAUAGGAUGUCUUAAAACAGAAAGGAUGCCUUUGAUUGUCAUGCCAUCGCUGGUUUCCCCUUGUUGAUGUAACCGUGUCUGUUGAAUUCAUUAAAUUUUUCAUGGUUGGGUUC
Molecule: messenger RNA, 1962 nt
Organism: Rhododendron vialii
Lineage: Eukaryota; Viridiplantae; Streptophyta; Magnoliopsida; Ericales; Ericaceae
Product: transcription initiation factor IIA large subunit-like
Exons: 11
Coding region: 214-1419 (401 amino acids)
Biological process (GO): transcription initiation at RNA polymerase II promoter; transcription by RNA polymerase II
Cellular component (GO): transcription factor TFIIA complex
Source: RefSeq, a predicted model, not a curated record